AUGGGAGCCACAUGGUCAGAUGAAGGGGAAUGGGAGGAGGAGUCUGAGGAAUCAACUGGCGAAGGAAUCACUAAGGGUGUUGGGACACUUUAUUCCUUGCUUUCGGGGCAGGCUGUGUUCGAAGCUGAGGAAGCAGGUUAUGAAGGGGUCUGGUGCGACAAGUGCGGCGAUAACGCUGGCUUAGAGGCGGAUCUUUACUGUAUUGACUGUGAGGCCGCUUUUUGCUGGGGAUGCUCCGGGCGUUGGCAUCACCCCGGUGGAUGUAACGAACUCCACUCGCUGGAAGUUAUCGUCAAAGGAGAAGGGAAGGGACUUCGCAUAGUCACUCCACUAUUGGAUGAAAUGCUUAUCUGUGUAGCUGCAUACCACAUCUUUGAAGGGCUUAAAGACUGCAUCAAUAGCCAGUAUCUCUUCAGAUCAGAUAUCUGCCCGGUGGUCCGCAAGCAGCAAGAAUGGUUGGCUUGGGCCGACACGCUUGUGUUUUAUCACUUCAAAGAUGCUCUCAUGCACAGCUGUAGCAAUGAGGACAACUUUUGGAAACUUCUGCUGGAUGCAUGGGUCCGCACAGUUGUGACGGACUCAGACAGUUUGUUCCUUCUUCUGCGGACGCUUCCCAAUGCCCUGCUGAUCCAUUAUUUAGCCACAACACUGAUCGUGCCUCCAUUCGCCUUAGCCUACGCUUCACUGUUGGUUCUGGUUCGGAGUGUGGAAUCCCGACUGCCCAGAAACAGAUUCCUUUGCAUCGUAGCCGCCAUUGCGCAGCACGUGAGUGCAGCAAGUGCUCGGCUUGUGUCCUACAAUAUGAAAGCACCAAUGCACACCAAACCACGACAGCGUCCGUCUCAGGAUAUUUGGGAAUGCUGGACAUACUGGACCGGCAGACAGAUGCGAUGGUUCGAUUUCUACUAUCGCUCUACGAAAGAAUGUGCAACCCAACUCCUGGCGAACACCUUGCGCUGCGUGGUUAUCUUCCGAUGUCUGGGCAUCUGCUUCGGCCUUGGACGUUUUAUCCGUUACUUUCUUGACAUGGUGGGCCUAGAGCAGACAAUUGCAACACAACAGCUCUGGUUUGCCAGGGUUUACCACAUGUUGGAUACUGACCAACUGGUUUGGCGAGGCUUUGCUGGCACACUCGCUGUAACUGCUGAGCUUCUCCUGCGUGCUGACAUCCGCGGUAUAGCUACUUGCUUGCUUGGUUUGGCUGCCUUCAUAGCUUUAGACGUGCUUUUGCGUGUUGGUGUUGUUCAGCGGCGAUGGUUGCAACAGAGGAGGGUUCAGCGAACCGUGCUGCUUCCUAUGUUGGUGGUCUUGGUGGCCGUGCCAACAGCUAGAUGGGCAUUCCUGGUCAUCUACUUCGGUUUAGCUCUCCUACUGUUGUCUUUUGAGCGCCUGGUACGGUACCUGACAGACAAGCAGCAGCAAUACUUCGAACAGCAGUGGAAUGACACCUAUCGAGAUCUGGUGCUUGGGCGCUGCCCGUCUUAUAACGGAGAUGCGCCUUGCCCUUGUCCAUGCACCCAUGCAAGAGAGUCGAAAUCAUCUCGGCGACUCCCAAAGAAGGAGUGGCGCUUCCGGCUUCGAUGCUUUCGCAAAAGGGCUUGGCGCUGCAAGCGGCGCCGAGCACCGCCCGCCGGCGCGAGUACAUCAACUGAUUCGGUUUCAGCACCGAGCGAUACUGGACAAUGA
Symbiodinium pilosum is the source of this 1686-nucleotide messenger RNA. Lineage: Eukaryota; Dinophyceae; Suessiales; Symbiodiniaceae. The record is from the annotation of a GenBank genome assembly.